AUGGAAAUAUUAUUAUUACAAAAUAUGGUAAAGACUACAACAACAUCUAAUUUGGUUGAAGAGACUGUCUCUGCACCAAGUGGAUCCACCACUACAACUUCCACUGCCGUAGAGGAGAUAGUGCGUCCAGCUACCAACUUUGCUGAGGAGACAGUGCGUCCCGCCACUAGCACCACAACAACCACCACCUCCAACACCAUUAGAAACUCACCCCUCAGUGCCAAGAAGACUACCACUACCACCCAACAACAAUCGUCGUCGUCCAACCUCCACGAAGAACCAUACUACGGUCACUACAACGAUCACCACCACGUCUACGGAGACAACGGUCACGGCUACGGAGGUAGAGAGAGAUACAACCACGGAAAAAAUGAUUUCCGUGACGAGCGUUCCAACUACUGGAGAAACACUCAGGCCUACAAUGAAUACUACGACACUUCCGACCACGGUUACUGCCCAUUCUACAUGAAGCGUCGUGAGCUCUCUGACCUCUGGCACCACCGCGGAUGGUACGCUCGUAACGGAGAGCCAUUGCCACCAAAGACAACCACCACCACCACUCGUACAACAACCACCACAACAAGACUAUAA
Messenger RNA from Heterostelium album PN500, 591 nucleotides. RefSeq lists its product as uncharacterized. The transcript has 2 exons. The record is from RefSeq and is a predicted model, not a curated record. NCBI's taxonomy places the organism in Eukaryota, Evosea, Eumycetozoa, Acytosteliales, Acytosteliaceae. The coding region runs from base 1 to 591 and encodes 196 amino acids.